ACAACUUUUGUACAUGAAACAGAAGUAACAUUUCUUAAGAUAAAUUGCAUUUAUAAUGUUUUAGUGGCUGUAAUGACUUGGCCAGCGUUACUGGCUGUUGGGACAAAUAUGGAGUGAUAGAUAAUCUUUGAUCACUAUAAGUGUCUGUAGGCAGAUAUAACAAAAAAGAAUGAAAGUACACAAUUUAACCUAGUUUUCGGCCAGGAAAAUGAAAACAAAAAUGCUCACAGUUACUCUUUUUCUUCAUGUACAGGGUGAAUAAAUCAGGCCUUACGUAAUAUAGCCAGAACUAGAAAAUGUAUCGAGGUGCAGUUUUCACUUGAUUAUAGCUGACAAUUUGGCAGAUGUUAUGACCUGCGCAAGUAAUUUUUAAUACUUACAGCUGUCAGAUUGUGACACCAAACUACUAGUUCUCUCUCUCUCUCUCUCUCUCUCUCUCUCUCUCUCUCUCUCUCUCUCUCUCUGUCUACCUUCCUGUGGCUUAGAGCCUUUGAAGAGGACUUCAACAGAAUAUAUGAAAGUCACUCAAGUAGCAACAGGAUGGAGCACUGUAAAUCAUUGUUGCAUCAUCAUGAGACGAGAUCUUACAAAAAUCUGCUUUACCCUACCAAAAGUAAACAGAAACAUAACUCAGGUGCAGUUUGUGUGAUUAACUGUAAGUUUGAAGUCCAUCAGUUUGUGCUCUGCUGUUUCCACAAUCAGAUAACUAGCUUAUGAAGUUAUCCACACAUCCAUAAUGGAUAUGACAGUCGAGAAAGUAGAAAUGGUUUUCGUUGCUGGUGAAUGUAUCCAACUGUUAGGAGAGCAGUGACGUGGUAAUGUGCUGAAACGUACCUUAAUCAUGCUAGACCCUCAUGUUCUAUCUCUGUAAACAUUAAGAAAAUUCAAGAAGCUAGAAAUGUGAAAAAUAAAAUGUACCAAUGAAAAAGAGCAGCAACUUAUGUGAGAAACUUAACUAAAAUUUUAACAUCAUUGUAACACCCGAGGGGCGGGAAUUAUAUUGAGUAGCAGUUGAGGACAGGUCGAGGUAGAUGCUGUUGGACCACCACCCCAGGACAUGGUUGAGUAGUGGCUUGGUUGCCUAUGGCAGCAGGACAGUAGCAGUGUACAGCCCACCAGAAAUGCAUCAGCACACCCCUCUGAUGGCAGAAGAGCAGCCACACAUCUGGGCCCGUAACAUAGGCCACCAAGAGUUCCGCUGAUUAAAGGCACCUAAGUACUUUCCAUUGGACUCAGCUUGGAGGAACUCCUUGUUCCAUAGAAUCUUGUAAGCAGCUGAUGCGCAGAUUGUAGACCAGUAGAGGUCCCUGCUCCAAGCUGGUUGGCUGCAGACUAAGUUAAGCUGCAGACUAAGUGAUUGAUGUGACAGUUUGGGAAAUACGAGGCGUAAUGGGUCCAUCAGAAGAUAGUGUUCACAGGAUACAUGAAGAUAAUGAAGUUGAAAACGACACACUAUCAACAGAUUGUUCUGUGAACUGCGUUCUCACACUUGACCCCAAAUAUUCAGAUAUUAUUUCCGAUAAUUUUUUUGAAUCCUCAUCUCUUGAGAAUGCCAAAGAAGUCAGCAUUAUUGAUACAGAACUUGAAGAGCUGCCUGCAUGUUUUACAGUACAUCUUGUGAAUGUGACUGCUCUCAAAUUGAAGAGGAAUAAAUUCAAGAAAUUUCCUCAGAACCUUGGCAAAUUAGUCAGAGUUGAAAACUUGGAUGUAUCACAUAAUUGCAUAGAAAAGCUACCUCAUGAUCUGGACGUUGUCCCAUCUCUCAAGUGCCUUAAUGUAGCUUCAAACAGUAUUAAAUUUAUUCCUUCUAGCGUAUGCCGACUGCAAUAUCUUCAAAGUUUAAAUAUAUCUAUGAAUGGCUUGAAAUCUCUUCCAGAUAAUAUAGGGCUGCUAAAGAGUCUUAUAUAUCUAAAUGUGUCAGGGAACUGCUUGGAGACUUUACCAGAAUCUCUGUGUAAACUGGUGAAGUUGGAUGACUUAAAUGUAUCAAGAAACAGAUUAAAAACCAUUCCAGAUAGCCUUUCGCAAAUUACGAGUUUGAGAUCAUUGAAUGUUUCAGGCAAUAACAUAACACAGUUACCCACGUGUAUCACCACUGGACUACCACAACUUUCGUAUUUAGAUGUAUCUCACAAUGAACUGAUGUUAUUGGACCGCCCACCCCGCUGUGCACAUUCACUCAUUUCUUUCAAUUGUAGCCACAAUAAUUUGCAAGAAACUCCUCGCUGGAUAUUUGAAGACAGUUGCAGAAAGUUACAAAGUGUUGAUCUAAGUUUUAAUUAUGAAAUGAGAGGCAUGGCAAGCCAGCCAGUCAGUGCUCUCAAUGGAAGUUGUCCUAUAGCAUGUCUCAACUUGUCAAACUGCUGCCUAAAGCUCAACACAGUUUCCAUGCUGUUUAGUUUGGGCAGUUUGGAUGCAUUGCACAUGGGCAAUCAGAGAGAUGCAUCUAAAAGGCACGUUCUAUACAAUAUGUUCCUGGUGCUCCCUAUCAAUGUAUUGAGCACGUGUUCUUCACUGCGGGAGCUUCAUCUUCCUGAUGUUGGGUUGACAGACCUACCCAACACUAUUGAACAGUUAGCAACCCAUCUUGAGGUGCUGGAUGUAUCAUACAAUGAGUUACAUUGGCUACCAGAGGCGUUUUGCCAACUGAAGCAUUUGACACGUUGCCGGCUGUCACAUAAUCGUUUAGCGUUGCUUCCAUCUCAAAUAGGUCAACUGACUCAGCUGAUUCAUCUAGAAAUCAACUCAAAUAUGUUGGAAUCGUUGCCUGACAGCAUGGAACAACUGGCUAGUUUAAUGCUCCUGGAUCUGUAUGAUAAUCAGCUCGAGUGCUUUCCAAAUUUAUUGAUGAAAUUGCCAGCCUUAGAAGCCCUUGAUGUAGAUAACAACUGUUUCAGUGCUCAGAGCAGUUUUGAGAAGGUGACUGGUGAAGCAAGUGCUAAAUAUGAACAAAUGAAAACAAGGUUAAGGAAUAAAAUUCAUUCCGUAGAGCGGAUAGAUGUUUGUAAACCUCCUCCAGAUUUGUUUGACCAUUGUGAAGAUGAGUCAUCCUGCAGUGAAUUAAAUACGAGUAUUGAGCUAGAUGAUGCUUGUGAAUCAACUGACAAAAACAGCUUUUCAGCAAAAGAUACACCAACUAAUGGCCCUAGUUUUCCAUGUGCAGAUUUAAACAGUGACUGUUUAAAAUAUGAGGAGGAAGAGGAGUGGGAUUCAAUUGAUGAUCCUGAUGGUUAUUUUGAUCCACAUGCGAUCACUCCAAGUGUACCACCACCCCCGCAGCCUGUGCUUCACAUGAAAGAAGUAUUUAGCAACCAGCUUGAUAAUUUCUGUCCGAAAGACCUUCAUCCUCCUACAAUAGGAAAACGAAGACCUUUGCAUGGUGUAACUGCAGAAACAGGACAGUUUGAUGAUGCUGACUGAUAUUUGGGAAGUUCAGCUUUUCGUAAAUGUGCAGAACGUCUGGUUGUUUCAACCCCGAUUUGAAAGCAUCAUCUUAAAUUUACAAAAUGUCUGAUGUUUUUACUUCUGUCCACCCAUUUUAAAGUUGCAGUAAUUUAUUGUGCACUUCAGUUAUGGAUUACUUUGUGAAGAGUAUGACAUUAUGUUCAGUAUGUUUAUUUAGAACCCAUUAACUUCGUGGAUUAUAUCAAGAAAAAUGUGGUACAGCUGUGCUGUAACUGCAGAGAAAAUGGUGUGCAUGCUGUUUGUAACAGAUACUGCAUGUUAAUUUUAACAUAUCACAUUUUCUAGUCACUGUCUGUGUUUACUACGUACAUCAUUAUUUAAAUGUUGAGUUUGUUAUUGUACAAAAUAUUUGUUUUUCAUGAAGUGUUCUUACACAUCUCUGAUGAAUUGCUCAUUAUAGUCAUUUAGCAUGUGUGUUUCUGCAUAUGGUCUGUUACUUUUUAAUUUGAAUCAUUGUCUGAAAACAUAUAAUUUUCCUUGAGUUUCUCUGAUAAUGUGUAAUUAUAUUAAUGUAUGUUAUGUGAGUUGCUUGAUUUAAUUUGUAACAUGUACCUGGCUUUGAGGAAACAAAAUAAUUCCUUUUUGAAAGCUAAUUUAAUUUUACUUAGAUCCACUCACAAUUGUGUGGUUGCGUUUUAUUUACUCAUCCGCAUUGUAGCCAUUAUUUGUUGCUGUAUGUUUUAGUAUGUACAACUCUGGUAAUUUUGUUCUGUUUUAUAUAGAUACAACAGUCAUGCUUUUUCAGCUGUUAGUAUUUUAUUUAGAAUUACAAUUUCAGUAUUAAACCAUUUCAAACAUCUACAAAACAUGAUACAACUUAGUGACAACAAUGUAAAGUGGGAUUAACAGUAUGUACAGCCAGUUUUGUUGUUUAACAUUCAUUUACUUCUAAGAUUUUGACGUAUAGGUUUACAUUAAGCAGAGAUGCCAAAGAUGUUGAAGAACAACUAGUCAGCAAUAUUAGUCAAUAUUCCGUUUUACAUUCUGCAGUUUUAAGUGGAUUGUGUGUAUCACAUAACUAAAAGUGUGCACUUAAUACAUUAUAAUAAAUGUUGCGGGCAAUCAUAUGUAUGUUUUACUAUAUACAUCUCUUUAUUAAUUUUGUUCUGUUAUAAUAUUGCUAACUAGUUGCUCUUUGAUGUCUGUUGGUUCAUUCAGUAUGUGGUGUGGUUGUUCUUUGAAGGUACUAUAAACUGCAGUUUCUUGUAGUAUUUCCAUUAAUCAACCUUUUUUGCGUUAUGUAAUUACACCAUUAAAGAUUCCCAGUGCUGCUGGUUUUAUGACUGCAGUUUCAUUGAAGUGCAUUAAAUGAAGAUUUAUAAUUCUGGCUUAUGUUUAUGUGAGCUCUGAAUCUGGUGAACAAACAUUUAUCCAUUUGUCGCACUUAGAAAUUUUCACAUUAACCCUAUUUGAUUUUAUAAAUCUUUAUAGUGUAAAUGGUUUGGUUUUGUGGCUAGUGUGUCUGACUAUCAUGUGAAACCUGUUUCAUACAGUAUUUUUACAAAAAUUUGGAACAGUAAUAUGGUAAAGCAAUAUAUUUCAUUUUUCCUGGUUCCACGUCUCGUUAUUGUGUUAUUUCCUUAUCUAUAUUGGCACUUUUGCUAUAUAAUUUUAUAGUAUACUUUUUGUCAAUCAUAUUCACAUAGUAGCCAUUACUUUUUGCUGUAUGUUUUAGUAUAUACAACUCUUUGGUAAUUUUGUUCUGUUAUAAUAUUGCUAACUAGUUGCUCUUUGAUGUUCAUGUUAUGUUGUAAUUUCUGCCUAAUGUAAACCUAUACAUAAAAAUCUUGUAAGUAUAUGAAAGUCAACAAAACAUGAAAGAUAUAUCCGACUAAGACAACACACUAAGCCAGCUGUGGCAGAACACCAGGAUGAGUGCAGCAAACAGAUACGAUUUCAAGAAGCUCGCGUACUGGUGAAACAGACACUUAAAAAAAAAGUUGCAACUGCAGUCCCAGAAGAAUUUUGUUGGCUACUUUACAUUGUUGCCACUAGAGACCGGAUUACAUGCAUUUGCAUGUUGCAUAUGCGUUCGCAUUGUUGGCUCCUUUUCACCAGUUAUUACAUAUUUUAACUAAAAACUAGUGACAAUGCAUAUUUUUGCUCUAUGUUUACAAUAUUUUAAAAGUUUACAUAGGCGGUCUCUAGCUUGAUCUAGCUUUGAUGUCUCACAGAUUGAUCAUGACCUAGAAGUGCUUGCAAUCACUAACCAAGAGCCACUGCCUAGCGAAAUCACUACAGAAGAGGAACAGGAACAGGCAGACAGCGUCAGUGCUCCUGCGCCCGUGCCCCCAGUUAAUCCCCUCCCCGUCAUACUCUAAGCAUCGGCAACAAUUAAAUUAAACUAUGCAAGCUUUUAGUCGCACGUCCGUUGCUUCAGUUUAGCUUUCUGUUUAGCUUU
Schistocerca cancellata (South American locust) is the source of this 5866-nucleotide messenger RNA. Its product is annotated as leucine-rich repeat protein SHOC-2-like. Gene Ontology annotation, molecular function: protein binding. Bases 1390 to 3420 code for a protein of 676 amino acids. The record is from RefSeq and is a predicted model, not a curated record. The transcript is spliced from 12 exons. NCBI's taxonomy places the organism in Eukaryota, Metazoa, Arthropoda, Insecta, Orthoptera, Acrididae.